CGAAGACCGGCUGCUCCAGGGCCGUGACGUCGUGACCACAGGCAGGUGGAGAUGGCUGGGAUGCACCGUUGAGCGCUGCCGGCCGUUCGGCGGUGGCUCGACGCCAGCGAAGUAUGAUUGAACCACCCGAACCUUCAUCUCGUCAGCCACGAUGCCGCGACCCCGUGCGAACGGGUUUGGUUCCCUUUCUGGCUUCGCGCCGUCGUCCAUCGCUUCGUCGCGCUGCCCAUGGCCUAUCUUGAGGUGCUGCCCCUCCCCCUCGCUGGCCGGCGCGCGACGAACAGAGGGCAAGCGUGCUGCUGCUGGCCAUCAGGUGCACCGCAGUCUGGCACACUUCCGGGCGCUGCAGCCUCUGGAGCGCUGUCCCCACAAGCUUGCUCGCUGCGACCUGCAGCACGCGUACCAGAAGACGAACUUCUGUUGACUCGCCCGCUGCCCAUCGCCAUAGCAGCUCCAAUUAUAGACAGGGCAGGCUGCAACCACGGUGCAUCGCGGCACUCUGUUCCCUGCGGUGCCUGCAGGUUCCCCAC
Paraphaeosphaeria sporulosa is the source of this 530-nucleotide messenger RNA. RefSeq lists its product as uncharacterized. The record is from RefSeq and is a predicted model, not a curated record. The transcript has a single exon. The coding region runs from base 152 to 424 and encodes 90 amino acids. Lineage: Eukaryota; Fungi; Ascomycota; Dothideomycetes; Pleosporales; Didymosphaeriaceae.